Neopsephotus bourkii (Bourke's parrot) is the source of this 685-nucleotide messenger RNA. Its product is annotated as feather keratin 1-like. Gene Ontology annotation, cellular component: intermediate filament. The transcript is spliced from 2 exons. The record is from RefSeq and is a predicted model, not a curated record. Gene Ontology annotation, molecular function: structural constituent of cytoskeleton. NCBI's taxonomy places the organism in Eukaryota, Metazoa, Chordata, Aves, Psittaciformes, Psittacidae. The coding region runs from base 58 to 594 and encodes 178 amino acids.
CCGUGACAUGAAAGGAGCUGCAUGGCAGGUUAAACACAUCAGGAAUGAGGAAAUGAAAUGGCAGCAUUGAUGAAAACCAAACCCCAAUCUGUGCCAUUAGGUGGGUGUUUUGCUUUGGAGGUGAGUCUGCUGGAAAAUUACUGCCCGUGUUCAGUGACUGUGGGCCUGGGGCUGUGCAGGAGCAGUAUAAAAGCAGGAAAUUCUCCUCACCCUCUCAUCCACUGCUCUCGCCUCCACCUCCUCGGGGACAAGGUGAAGCUCUACCAUCCAGACAUGUCCUGCUACAGCCCGUGCCUGCCCUGCCAGCCCUGCGGCCCGACCCCGCUGGCCAACAGCUGCAAUGAGCCCUGUGUCAGGCAGUGCCAGGACUCCAAUGUCUUCAUCCAGCCCUCCCCCGUGGUGGUGACCCUGCCCGGACCCAUCCUCACCUCCUUCCCACAGAACACCGCCGUGGGCUCCUCCACCUCUGCUGCCGUUGGCAGCAUCCUCAGCUCCGAGGGAGUGCCCAUCAACUCCGGGGGCUUUGGCAUCUCCGGCUUGGGCCUCUCUGGCUUGGGCGGCCGCUUCUGUGGCAGGAGGUGCCCCCCCUGCUAAAGCUGCUGGCGAUGGCCCUGGGGAAGGGCCCAGGAACCCAGAAGAUGUCAUCACACUGGGGAAGGAACCUUUGGUUGCUGCUUCCAAAGCA